Messenger RNA from Anarrhichthys ocellatus (wolf-eel), 6692 nucleotides. RefSeq names its product fibrosin (gene fbrs). The coding region runs from base 1442 to 5362 and encodes 1306 amino acids. The transcript is spliced from 18 exons. The record is from RefSeq and is a predicted model, not a curated record. NCBI's taxonomy places the organism in Eukaryota, Metazoa, Chordata, Actinopteri, Perciformes, Anarhichadidae.
AAGAAGAGUGGCGCACACAAUGCACUGCUCGGACUGACUAGGGUUGUGUCUCUCGGAUGAUUUUCACGAUAAAUUUCCAAUUCAGUGGAAACUUGUGACGGGGCAGCAGCUCUCCCUCCAUCCGUGUGUGUGCUCUGGAUUUAGUGAGAAUUAAGACAUCUUUUGAACGGAAACGUCGGCGAGAGGUCCCCCCAACUUAAUCCUAAACAUUGGAUUACACAGCGAAGGCUGCUGCAUGAAGGAGCUGCCCAGCCCGACGGGGGCUUGGCCGACACCCUCGUUUAUGGAAAUCGACACCGAGGCUUUGAUAUUUGGGCCUUGAUUUUUUUUUUCUUCUCCUUUAUGAUGGAGGUGGAACGAAAGAAGAGUUGCGUGUAAAGAAAAACGUUUUCUUCCUGCUUCCUUUAAAAAACAAUUGAAAGGUUGCUUGUGGCUAACAGCUGGAAUCGGCUAACGCUAGCUAGUCAAAGAAGCUAACGUUACGUCUUUCUUUUGAUGUGAAUUCAACCAUUACUAUCGGCCAUCAACAUUUUCGGCAGGAGAAAACAUUUUUAUAUUCUCUUGGCUGCGGAAUAUUAGUUAGCUUCACAGUAAACUGUCCGGCUUGUCAUGCUUCUUUCCAGACGCGUUUUAAGAAUAUAGUUGUAUUCUUAAAGGUCCGCUGGCUGAAUAUAUAUUGUAACGUAUCGAGUUAGCUAACAUGCUAACUAAAUGAGCUAAAAGCUAAUUGGGUGGAAUCAACACUGACCUAACGUUAGCAUUACUUAAACUCAACAAGACAGCUAAUUUUUACUUCCUGUUUGACUUAGGAGUAAAUCACAGUCGUUGUCAAUAAUAACAUUUCACAUGAAUACGUAAAUAAUGUCACGGCCACCGGUGUGUUUAACGUCUGAUAUCUGGGUUAUUGGCCUUGCUAACUAGCUAAACCAGCUAACCGUAUCAUUUUUGCUAAUAAAUGUGUCAGCGUGUGCAGAAAAUUUAGUAAAUUCAACGCGCAAGAGUUGUAUUGAGCAAUCAAGAAAUUUAUCUAGAGCCGAUUUAACCUGCUUCGUCCAUAGCACAACUAAGGCUUGUCUUUUUUAUUUUUGUUUACAUGCGUAUAACUUAAAUUUCUUGCUAGCUAUAGCUACUGUUAGCCUUCUUCUUGACACAGUCCGCUAUGUCCUGACAUUUAAGUUAAGUGUGUGUCUCGUGGAUGUUUUUUUAAAAUCCUCCACGUGGAGCUGAAGUUUGCGUUCAGAUUCAUUGGAAAUGACACUAAAAUUCCGCCGAAAGAGAGGCACUACUGGUGCCGAUAGAGUGUUGUCAAAGGACGGUAAAUAAUAGCCACUCGUUUCCAUUAACGCCAUUUUAACAGGGCCUCUGUGUGGUGGUGGUGUUUUUAUUUGCCUUUUUGGUUUCUCACUGGAGCUUACAAAAAGGAGAAGGUGUUGUUUGAGACAUGGAGGGCCCGAGCCGAAGCACUGGAUUCCGGCAGAGCCGACGGUCCCGUUCACAGCGCGACAGGGACCGUCGGAGGAGGAGGAGAGUGGACCUGUCCGAGCAGCAGCGGGGGGCCACAUCCCUGUCCUCGGGCUCCGAUCGGGAGGAUCGUGGGACGAACAACGUGCUGGGUCCCGGUGGGAGAGAAUGCCGGCCCGGUUUCGGGAGACACAGGCCUCCACGCCGGAGGAAGAGAGAGAUGUCGGUGUCCUGCGAGGAAGACAUCAUCGAUGGCUUCGCUAUUGCGAGCUUUGUCAGCUUGGAGGCACUGGAGAUGGACUGCUCUCUGAAGCCCAGUCAACGCACUGAUAUGCUGGGCAGGAGGAACAAGGGGAAGAGAGGGCCGGAGGAGAACGGUGGAGGGCCGCUGUCGGAGCCGGAGGAAGGAGCCCCGCACGGCUACUCCAGCAGCUGUUUGAACAAGAGUAAAAAUAAAAGGAGAAAGAUAGAGGGACACCCUUUGGAGACUGGCUACAUUUGUGACACUGAGAGUGACACAGGAGACAAGGCCUCCGACAAUGACAUGGACCCAGUCUUCACAGUCAGUACGAGGAAAGUCGUAGAGCCCGCCCCCUCAAAUAUGGCCACAUCCAUCGGAAAGAUCUGCCCGCCUCUCCCGGCCCGUUGUGGCGGCGUCUCGCGGUUGAUGGUGACCCCGAGAGUGUCCGGUCUGGAGCGAAGUCAGGAGAAAAACCUGGAGCAGCAUUUCCCGGAGCCUGUUUCUUCUUCUACCUCUUCUGCCCCCUUCUCCUGCCUGCCUUCCCCGGUCACGACCUCGGGCACGGUCCCGCGCUCCAGCCCGUUCAACGGCAACGGCGGCCGCCACAACGGCAGCCCACCACUCUCCAAACCCAAACCCUUCCUCACUUUGCCAGGACGAUCUCACUCCAUCUACAACAUCAACAGGAGCAACACCCCGGUCAAACCUCCCUCAUCGGCUUCAUCUGUUCCGUCUUCCUCAUCCUCCAUGCGUCCCCCGACUCCCUCCACCAGUGUGUCGCUGCCCUACCUCAGGGGCUCGGGAUCCUCGGGGCCCCUCCGACCCCCAUCCCGAGCCAGCGCUGGGGCCUUGUUCGCAUCCUCACCCGGCCUUCCUCCCCCUCCACCUCUGCUGCAAGGUCCCGGCCACUCAACUGCAGCAGACCAAGAAUUACUGCGUCAGAACUUAAACUCCCACUUCUUGAAUUCACAAGAGCGCGACGGCCGACGCAGCGUCCCGGGGGCUGAAAACAACGCAGCAGCCGCGGGCCGCUCCACUCCCGGUGGUCAGUCGGGAUCCAACUCCUCCGGACCGGGUUCGUCGGGCCGGACGUCUCAGAACCAGCCGAGCAUCCUGCCUAUGGCCUUCCAGUUCCAUCAGCACAACCACCAGCACCAACACACGCACACGCACCAACACUUCACGCCCUUCCUGCACCCCACAGCCACCGCACCGCCUCUGUUUGAUAAGUAUCCAGGCAAAAUGGACGGGCUGUACCGACACCCUUUCUUCCCACAGUACCCGCCGCCCUCAGUGCCGAGUAUCCAGCCCGUGAUUCCUCCCUCUGGGCCUUUCAGCUCCUUGCAAGGAGCAUUUCAGCCAAAGCCUCUUGUCUCUCAGGGAGCCGGUCCUGAUAUUUCCGCCCGACUUGGUGUUGUGCCUCACCACCUGCAGCCCAAAGACCCGCGGCUAACUGAUCCAUUUGGGACAUCGUUGAAAAUCAGUAAUAAACCAGGAAAGUGGUGUGCUAUGCACGUGUAUGUGGCCUGGAUGAUUCUGAGCCAUCAGAAGAAAGUGAAGCUGAUGCGUGCUGAUCCUCAAAAGUUGGACUUCCGUAGUGACCUGCUGGCCCGUCUUCCUGGAGCCGGAGGACUGGGGCCCAUGGGAGGAGCCAUGCCUCCCACUCAUGAUCUGACCAGACCUCCCAGUCUGUUCUCAGCUGCAGGGCCAGUCAAUCCGUCCUCCGCUCCUUUCAUCUCUCCAUCGACGCCCCACUCCUCUUUCCUACCACCAACUGCACACUUGGAUCCAUAUGGACGAUCCCCACCCUUCACCCCUCUUGGAGCUCUUGGUUCUGGUGCCUUUGGAGGACUUGGCAGCCCAACACUGGCAGGAUCUGUGUUUGGCCCUAAAGAUUCACCAGCUAACGUGGUCGGAGGCCUGUCCACCCCCAACCAUCACGACCCGUGGAACCGUCUGCAGGGCGGGCCGUCUGGGUUCACUCCCGGGCCCAGCUGGGCUAAAGGGCCGGACAAGCGGGACGAGAGGGACCGAGCGAAGGACACGGAGAGGAGAGACAUCCCCCACAUCAAGGACGAAAAGGACAGAGACAAUAUGCUGUAUGGCCGACAACCUGUGAGAAUGUCUCCAGUCGCCCCUCCCUUCAAGCCCCGCAGUAGCACCCCGGUCUCCCACAUUAACGGCCACAGCAGCACCCUGGGGGGCAGCGCCGGGCCGAUCGAGGACCUGACGCGCAGCUCAAGCAGAGACAGAGAUGGAGACAAGAGGCCGCAGCAAACGGUGUCGCGUGGACCUCCUUCAUCUUUAGUAGCAGACAGAGACAGACCGCGGUCUUCCUCGUCCUCUGUGCUCACCACCCCGCCGCCCACCAAUCGCUCGGCGCCGUCUCCGAUGGAGCUUUACCCGCGUCCGAUGGCCCCGACGGCACACGCCCACCACAACAACGAACCCUCGCACUCCCAAAGAGACGGGAACCUCCCUUCUUCCUCCGCGGCUUCUGCCUCCGUCAUGUCUUUGUCUCAGGCCAAGAAGUCUGACCGGACCCAGACGCCCGUCUCCAAGCCUCCGCUGCUUCUCCCGCCGGUUAAAGUCAAAGAGGAGCGGAAAGAGGAGCCGGAGCACAUCCCCAUCACCCUGCCUCCACCAGCAUCCAACCACAGCUUUGAGCGCCCCAACAGCCAUCCUCACCACCAUCGUUCCGGUACCCCUUCCUCUUCCUCUCUAUCACUGACUCCCACUCCUGGUGUUCCCCACAUGCCUACCAAUCCAAACCCUCCUUCCCACCAACAUCUCACCCUGCUGGACCGCUCCAGGGCUAUAGAGGCGUAUCUGGGGAGCACAGGCGCUGCAGGUUUGAUGAUGGGUCCGGGAGGAGAACGUUUCCACCACGGUCCAGGACAAGGACCAUCACAGGGUCCACACAGCUUCACGUGGGACCCCUGGAGGGAGCUGGCGGCUCAUCAGCAGCAUCAGCAUCGCAGGGAGGCGAUGGCACUUCGGGCAGACCCCCACUUAGCCCUGCGAACUGAUCCGCAUCUGGCCCGACUGCUCCAGCAUCAGCGCCUCCUGGAGGCGGAGAGGGCGCAUGCGGCUGUGGCGGCUGCAUCCAACCCUCACCACCCUCAGAAUUCUACCUCUUCUGCCCGCCAGGAGUUCGGCCUCAUGGCCCACCACUUUGACCGCCCUCAUCACCUCGGACACCCGGGAGGAGGGCUCAUCGACGAGGAGCAGCGCGCCCAGAUCCUGAGGGAAGACUUUGAGCGUGCCCGCUACUUCGGGAUGCACCCGCACAUCCCUCCCGGCGCUCACCUGUCGGGCCCCUCCCACGCUGCUACUGCCGCUCACCUGGAGCAGCUCCACCCUGGCCUUCUGUCCCACUCGCUCCACCACGGAGGCUCUCCCGCUGCCCAGCACCACCACGCGGGCCUCUUCGCCCGUCUAGGCCAGCUGAACCAGCUAGGCCAGCUAGGCCAGCCGCACCAUGUGCCCAACGGCAUCCUGGCAAAGACCCCUUCGGGCUUGGUGGGGGCUCUGGCGAUGGGGGCACCGCCUCCGCUCAUUCCGUCCAUCACCAGCCGGUCGUCCACGCCUCCCCGUAGACUCGGAGGGCCGGGUGAUCUGGCUAUGUACAGCGCCCACAAAGACGGAGAGUCCAGAUAGUACAGGGACAACACUGGAGGAGAUUAAGGGAAAUGUCAGGAUCACUGUGCUGCUCUCAACCUGCCCCCCCUUUUCCUCUUGCAGACUACUAAACCCUGCCCUCCCAGUUACACAACCAAACCAGCUCCAGCACCCCUCAAACAAGGGUAACCAUGACUGACUGGAGGUGAUGGAAGGGAGGGGAAAAGCAAGACUCCUCAGUGUGACUUGGAAUAUGCGCAAUGGUUCUAUCAGUGCAAUUUAAAGGUACAUGGUUUCUGUGCAUCCUUGGUGUGUUUUUUAUGUUAUUCUGGCUGUUGGUUCCAUUUUCAGAUCCGUGCUUUUUUUCCAGCGAGCCUUCUCCGGGUGGAUCGGACAUGACUUCCAGAGGGAUGUGCACUGUGAAUAAACAUCCUCAGCUCGGGUUAACUCAUGGGAUAUUAAUCAUGAAGCCUUCCUCGAUAUGAAUCAACCCUGGUUAGGUCUUGUGGAUGAGGGUCUUUACAAACACAGCGGUCAAAGUGGUGCUUUCUGUCUUUUGUGUCUCUUUUCUUUGUCAUCGUGGAAAAGACAGAUUACUGACGAGACCAUUUUAAUGAAGAUCGUCGCACCUCAGUUUCCCGCUUCACCCAAAAACCGAACCUCUCAGCUUUCACGGAUAAUGAGAUUCAACAUUCUUGUUCUUGUUUUUCAUUUUCAAAGGAUGAAUGAGAUGAACUGUGUGAGUGAACACAGUGUUUUAGAGCUUCCUGUAACUGUUUCCCACUCUCCUCUUGACUAUGAGCAGGACCAGAUUAUAGUAGUCUAGAGAAAUUGCCUUUGUAAUUAUUAUUCUCAACAUUAAUUAUCUUCUAUAAUAAUAAUAAAUAUAUUCACUGUUAUGUUAUUUGUAUUUGUUUCGGGUAUCAACCAGUACUCUCUCUCCCCAGGUAGUAGUCUGUUUCAAAUCAUGCGGAAGGCUUGCGUCACAGGAAACAGUUUUUAGUGCUCGUGAACAUUCAGCCUCUUCAAGGAUCUCAUCUACGACUUUAUUAUUAUACGCUGAGAGGGAGGUUUGCCUGUGUGUGUGUCAUUGGUUGUGUGUUAUAUCCAUCUGGGACUAUGGGAGCCUUGUACAUUUGAACUGUCGAGUUGUUUCAUCAAUAAAAAGUAAGUUAUAUACGUGGAUUAAUGGGACAUCUGCUGAGGAACGGAGAAAGAAGAUAUAAGGACUUGUGUCAGAAGACAGCUAGACAGCGGGUAUCGUGAGAGGGAAAAGACUGGGUCGAUUAUUUUAAUAUGACCAUUUUAUACCUUUCAAACCCCUCCCCUAGAGACCACAAAGAUUAAUUAUUAAAUGAAUUGUUGUUUA